Messenger RNA from Daphnia magna, 3626 nucleotides. It is a transcript of the gene Appl, whose product is annotated as amyloid-beta-like protein. NCBI's taxonomy places the organism in Eukaryota, Metazoa, Arthropoda, Branchiopoda, Diplostraca, Daphniidae. The transcript has 10 exons. Gene Ontology annotation, biological process: central nervous system development; axonogenesis. The record is from RefSeq and is a predicted model, not a curated record. Gene Ontology annotation, cellular component: neuron projection; membrane; neuronal cell body. The coding region runs from base 96 to 2390 and encodes 764 amino acids. Gene Ontology annotation, molecular function: transition metal ion binding; heparin binding.
CACGUCAGACAGAAAGAGGCAGCUACAGCGAGAAAGUCAUCGUUAGUGUGGGUGUGUUCUCUGUUCUUCCACCCCGUUCGACAAAACAAGCAAAAAUGUGGAACUUUCGAGUGUUUUUCAUCGCCAUCGUUCUAUCCGCCAUCAGUGUAAACGACAUUUUAGCCUACGUCGAGGCUGUCGCCGGAUCAUUCGGAUCGGAUGUGGCUCCCAUUAAGGUGGAGCCCCAAGUGGCCGUCAUCUGCGACGUCCGCAACCCGCUUCAUCCGCAGUAUAUGGACUCGACCGGAAAGUGGGUCUCGGAUUUGGAGAAUAAAAACUCUUGUCUGAAGGACAAGAUUGAAAUCCUCGAUUUCUGUCGCAAGGCAUACCGUGGUCGUAACAUUACCAACAUCGUCGAAGCCCCGCGAUCUGUCAAGAUUGACAACUGGUGCAAACUUGGACACCGUAAAUGCAAGACGGCGCAGUCUGUGAAACCCUACCGCUGUCUGGAAGGAGCAUUCCAGAGCGAAGCCCUGCUCGUGCCCGAACAGUGCGUCUUUGAUCACGUCCACAAUGCGAGCCGUUGCUGGUCGUACGACGAAUGGAACGCCACAGCCGCCGCUGCCUGUUCGGCUCGCGAUCUCAAACUACGAUCCUUUGCCAUCCUGUUGCCAUGCGGAGUGGAUCUCUUCUCUGGCGUCGAGUUUGUUUGCUGUCCGAGGGCCGCCAAUUUGGACGACGUCUCUCCCGUUGCCAAAUCGUUGAAAACGGAAUCGUCCAAGGACGACGAAGAUGACGACGACGACGAUGAUGAAGAUGACGACGAUGACGACGAUGAUGUCGACGACGACGACGAUGUGGCCGCAACUCCCGUUGAAGAUAAAUUGGACGAUAAAAAGAGCAAGACCAUUGACGUGAAUGAUGAUGAUGAUGACUACGACGAGGAUGAUGAAAACGACGUCGAUAGCGCCGAAGACGAUGAUUUGACCUCCACCACAGCGUCGACCACAACGACGACGACCACCACCACCACUACCACCACCACACCGAAACCUAAAGCAUCGCCCACUCCUGAUCCUUAUUUGACUCACUACAAUCCGAAAAAGGAACGCGACGACUUCCUCGACGCCGAACAGCGUCUCGAAGAGAGGCAUAGAGAACGUGUUACCAAGAUCAUGAAGGAUUGGUCCGAGUUGGAGGACCGUUACCAAGACUUACAUUCCACUGAUGCCAAAGGCGCUGAAGAAUUCAAACACAAGAUGACUAACCGAUUCCAGAAGUUGGUGAAAUCAAUGGAAGACGAAGAUGUCAUGGAGAAACGUCAGCUGUCAGCUGUUCACCGACAACGCGUUUUGGCCGCCAUCAACGAGAAGAAGCGUGACGCCAUGACGUGCUAUACGGACGCGUUGAACGAGAACCCUGCCAACACGCAUCGCAUUCAAAAGUGCCUGGAGAAGUUGCUUCGCGCCUUGCACAAGGACCGUCACCACAGCAUCAGCCACUUCCGCCACCUGCUCAACAUCAAUCCCAGUCAGGCCCAGCGGGAAAAGGAUGCCACUAUUCAACAUUUGAAUGAUAUUGAGAGGCUCACCAAUCAAAGCCUGCAGAUGCUCGACAGGUUCCCAGACAUUCAAGCCAAGGUUGUGCCGCUGAUGAAGGAUUAUUUGCUGGCCCUGCGGUCGAAAGAUGAUACACCAUCUCCUCUACUAAUGACCUCCCGCACGUCUGAGGAGGAUGUGCUCGAUAGUUUCAAGGCUGAAAUCGUUGCGAAACAAGCGGAAAAGGAACGCCAACGCCAAGCUGAAAAGGCCCGCAAGGAAGACGAACGCCGGCGCGAUGAACGCAAGAAAAUGGAAUCAAAGAACAAGAAACAAAACCAGCUGGACUCUAGCGCCGAGGAAACGGUCAAGGACGAUUCGAUGGUCAAACAAGAAGCGAUGACAUCCACUGCCACACCCAAGCAACGCCAGCCAAUGGGUGACAAGAUGAAGCCCAAGAUGAUCAAGGAGGAAGUGAUUAAGAAGGACAAGAUGAAGGAGAAGAAGGCCAAGGAAGAAUUGCCUCCAUACGUUGACGCCCAGGCUGUCCAGCAUAUGCAGGAGCGACCCAAGGUGGCGCAUGCACAAAACCACCAAAUUGCCCAUAACGAAGCUGGUUUCUCUGUCCGCCAUGAAUCCGGUCAUCGCGAGAACCGUUCCGUUUACUUCACCCUGGCUUUUGCUGGAGUGGCUCUUUUGGCUGCCAUGGUGGUCGGUCUCGUCUUACUGAAGAGGCGACAUGCUCGCUCUCCUCACCAACAGGGUUUCAUUGAGGUAGAUCAAACUGUAACGCCGGAGGAAAGGCACGUAGCCAACAUGCAGAUCAAUGGAUACGAAAAUCCAACCUACAAAUAUUUUGAAGCCAAGGAAUGAGACAAUAAUAGCUAGACAGGAUUUUUUUUUAUUUGUCUUAAAAAAAGGGAGAAUUUCAUAGCAAUUCCACGUCCAACAAAAAAAAAAUCCGCUUAUCAUCUCUCGCAAGUCUUGUCCGGAUAGUUCAUUCUUCUUUUUUAUUUUUCCAUCUUCUUUUUAUUAAUAUUAUUUUCUUAACAAUCCUCUUGCGGGGCUUCUACAUAAUAACACUAAUUAUGUCUACUUACCCAACUUAUAAGGUCGAGAUUACGUCACUGUUUUAACAUAAGUAGUACUUUUCAUGUCGUGCGUUUUCCUCGUCUACUUUCACCCCUUUCCCGCCCUCCUACAUUCUCGUGUCCUUUGCCUUCUUCGUUUCUGUAUAUCGUGCUUCUCUUCUUACUAGGCGUCAUGACCCCCCUCUCCACCCAUUUCUUUGUACACCGAACGGCAACCGUCGUAUUUUUCGGGAUUGAGAUUUUCUUUUUAUUUUUUUGUCAACUUAAAAACUACUUUCCGCGAUAUUUUUUAUUACUGGGCAACUAAAAGAGAAAAAAAACUAAAUCCACCCAGUGUGGCCCAGCACGCGUGCGCUUUUAUUCCCUCUUGUUCACACGCGUUCAUCUUUUUUCAUUUACCCUCGUUUUUCCUUUUUGCGUUUGGCGUAGGUCGACGUUCGCCUCUCGUCGUUUCAUCUUCGGAAACGCUUUCAUUGAGGCCCAUUCCCUCCAGAACAUUAUAACCGAUAUCAAAUUAUCAAAUCCAAUUUUUUUUUUGUAAGGAAGCACGAGGAGGACAGCUUUGAUUUCGCCGAUGUCUUUACACAACAUUUAAACGUAAAAAAAAAAAAAGACAAAAAAAAAAUUAAAGCCAUGAUUUUAUUUCGGUUGACGCCGCUGUGGAUGGUAGCUAAAUGUAUGUAUAUUCUUUUUGGAAGUCGCAGCUGCUCUUCGUGUAACAGAAAAGAAAAAAAAACAAUCUCUUGAAACCGCUUUCGUCCAUUCGAUUCUCGUUUCGUGUUCUCUGGACUUUCGUAUACUCGCGCGAUUUUCGUCUCCCUCUCACUUUUUCUAUCGAUUUCAUUUUAUUUUUUUUACAGUAGCGUUGACCUGUCAUAUCCACUGACUGCCCUCCUCUCCGCUUCGUAAUAAUACCGACUUUCCCUUUUAUCCCUGCCGAAAGUUUUGAUUUACAAACAGCAUGUAUAACCUCUAUAUUGCUGUAAUACACUGUUCCAUUCAAUAUGGCCCCCCUUAA